Molecule: messenger RNA, 4447 nt
Organism: Drosophila sulfurigaster albostrigata
Lineage: Eukaryota; Metazoa; Arthropoda; Insecta; Diptera; Drosophilidae
Gene: shi
Product: dynamin
Exons: 17
Coding region: 592-3306 (904 amino acids)
Biological process (GO): receptor-mediated endocytosis
Cellular component (GO): microtubule; cytoplasm; plasma membrane
Molecular function (GO): microtubule binding; GTP binding; GTPase activity
Source: RefSeq, a predicted model, not a curated record
CAAAUGAAAUUGUAUAAAAAUUUUAACAUUUAUAAUUUAUCGGUAUCGGUUAGCUAAAUUUCGCAGUACAUUUUUUUUGAUAAACAACAAAAUAACCCUGCGCGCACAUACCAACAAAUAAAAACGAAAAGAGAAAACAGCAGCAGCAACAACAACGAAAACACAAGUGGCAGUGUUUGUUGGUGUCGGCAACGAGUGAGAGAGAGUGCAAGUGAGAGAAGAGGAAGAACAGCGUUCAGUUCGUUCGUCCGUCAGUUCGCGUGUGUGCGUGCGUGCGUACGUGUGUGUGUGUAUGUUGUGUGAGAGCAAGCGCAAAACAUUCACACAUCAAUUUUGAUAACUGAAAAAGCAAAAAGGCAAAAAAAUAUACAACACAACAAAACGAAGCAAAAGCAGAGUGCAAAAAAAAGCCACAACUCAGGCAGAGAGGCUGUGUGGCGUAGGCGUUGCUGUCCGCUGUCCGCUGCUAACGUAAACGUCGUAACCACGAAAAAUUCGUGAUCGUUAUCGAUAAACCCCUCCAAAAAAAAAAAAAAUAGAAAAAGAAAAAGAAACGUAAAAGUCAACUAAACGAGCUAAGAACAAGUCAUCAUGGAUAAUUUGAUUCCGAUCGUCAAUAAGCUGCAAGAUGCGUUCACAUCGCUGGGUGUGCACAUGCAACUGGACUUGCCACAGAUUGCCGUCGUCGGUGGCCAAUCAGCGGGCAAGAGUUCCGUGCUGGAGAACUUUGUGGGCAAAGACUUUUUACCUCGAGGUUCGGGCAUUGUAACGCGCAGACCUUUGAUUUUGCAAUUGAUUAACGGCAUUACCGAAUAUGGCGAAUUUCUGCAUUGCAAGGGCAAAAAGUUCUCCAGCUUCGAUGAGAUACGCAAAGAGAUUGAGGAUGAGACGGAUCGUGUGACGGGCAGCAACAAAGGCAUCUCAAACAUUCCGAUUAAUUUGCGCGUCUAUUCGCCGUACGUGCUCAAUUUGACGCUCAUCGAUUUGCCCGGCUUGACGAAGGUGGCGAUCGGUGAUCAGCCCGUUGAUAUUGAGCAGCAGAUUAAGCAAAUGAUAUUCCAAUUUAUACGCAAAGAGACCUGUCUCAUUCUGGCCGUAACGCCGGCCAACACCGAUCUGGCCAAUUCGGAUGCCCUCAAGCUGGCCAAAGAGGUCGAUCCCCAGGGCGUACGCACGAUCGGUGUGAUCACCAAGCUAGAUCUCAUGGACGAGGGCACCGAUGCCCGUGACAUACUCGAGAACAAGCUGUUGCCGCUGCGGCGUGGCUACAUUGGCGUUGUGAAUCGAUCGCAAAAGGACAUCGAGGGCAGGAAGGAUAUCCAUCAGGCGCUGGCCGCUGAGCGUAAAUUCUUUCUCAGCCAUCCAUCGUAUCGCCACAUGGCCGAUCGCCUGGGCACACCAUAUUUGCAGCGUGUGCUGAACCAACAGCUCACCAAUCACAUCCGCGACACAUUGCCGGGUCUGCGUGACAAGUUGCAAAAGCAAAUGCUCACCCUCGAGAAGGAGGUGGAGGAGUUUAAGCAUUUUCAGCCCGGCGAUGCCAGCAUCAAGACAAAGGCCAUGUUGCAAAUGAUACAGCAGCUGCAGUCGGACUUUGAGCGAACCAUCGAGGGCAGCGGCUCCGCAUUGGUCAACACAAAUGAGCUCUCUGGCGGCGCCAAGAUCAAUCGCAUAUUCCACGAGCGUCUACGCUUUGAGAUUGUGAAAAUGGCGUGUGAUGAGAAGGAGCUGCGCCGUGAGAUCUCGUUUGCCAUUCGCAACAUUCAUGGUAUUCGUGUCGGUCUCUUCACGCCCGACAUGGCCUUCGAGGCGAUUGUGAAGAGGCAGAUAGCGCUGCUCAAGGAGCCAGUGAUCAAGUGUGUUGAUCUAGUCGUGCAGGAAUUGUCCGUAGUCGUGCGCAUGUGCACCGAUAAGAUGAAUCGCUAUCCACGCUUGCGUGAGGAAACUGAACGCAUCAUUACCACACAUGUGCGACAGCGUGAGCAGCGAUGCAAGGAGCAAAUACUGCUGUUGAUUGACUUUGAGCUCGCCUACAUGAAUACCAAUCACGAGGAUUUCAUUGGCUUUGCCAAUGCUCAGAAUAAAUCUGAGAAUGCUAACAAGACCGGCACCCGACAGUUGGGCAAUCAAGUCAUUCGCAAGGGUCACAUGGUCAUCCAAAACUUGGGCAUCAUGAAAGGAGGAUCGCGUCCUUAUUGGUUUGUGCUCACAUCGGAGAGCAUCUCCUGGUACAAGGACGAGGAUGAGAAGGAGAAGAAAUUCAUGUUGCCGUUGGAUGGUUUGAAAUUGCGCGAUAUUGAGCAGGGCUUUAUGUCAAUGUCUAGACGUGUUACAUUUGCUUUAUUCAGUCCCGAUGGACGUAAUGUUUAUAAGGAUUAUAAACAAUUGGAGUUGUCGUGCGAGACAGUCGAGGAUGUGGAGUCCUGGAAGGCAUCAUUCCUCCGCGCCGGCGUCUAUCCCGAGAAGCAGGAGACUCAGGAGAAUGGCGACGAGGAAGGACAAGAGUCGGCAAAUGAGGAAAGCUCAUCGGAUCCACAACUGGAGCGUCAGGUGGAGACAAUUCGCAAUCUGGUCGAUUCGUACAUGAAAAUCGUCACAAAGACCACACGAGAUAUGGUGCCCAAGGCAAUUAUGAUGCUGAUCAUCAACAAUGCCAAGGACUUUAUCAACGGCGAGCUAUUGGCACAUCUCUAUGCCUCUGGUGAUCAGGCACAAAUGAUGGAAGAGUCCGCGGAGUCGGCCACAAGACGCGAGGAAAUGCUGCGCAUGUAUCGCGCCUGCAAGGAUGCUUUGCAAAUUAUCGGUGACGUUUCAAUGGCAACCGUAUCAUCGCCAUUGCCGCCGCCCGUGAAGAACGAUUGGCUACCAAGUGGCUUGGAUCCACAUCUAUCGCCGCCCAGCCCCGGUGGCCCACGCAAGGCAGCACCCACCGCACAGGGCUCGUUGGGUGGUCGCAAUCCACCAUUGCCGCCGGCAACUGGACGCCCAGCGCCCGCAAUUCCCAGCCGCCCAGGCGGUGGUGCUCCUCCGCUGCCAGGCGGUCGGCCAGGCGGUGCUCUGCCACCACCAUUGCUACCAUCUCGCGUCACUGGAGCCGUCGGCGGAGCGAUAACCCAACAAUCGGGCGCCAAUCGAUACAUCCCGGAGAGCAUGCGUGGACAAGUGAACCAGGCUGUUGGCCAGGCGGCAAUGAGCGAACUCUCCAACGUCUUUGCCACCCGAUUCAAUCGACCUGGAAUGAAUGCGCCACCAAAGCUGCCUGAUCGUCCCUCAUAUUACGGAAAUACGACCAAUGGACGCUAUUAAUGAUGAUGAUGAUGAUGAUGAUUCAGCUUUAUAUCCGAUAAUGUAUCUAGCGAGGUCCAUCUGAACAAAAGAGAGAGAGAGAGAGAGAGCAUGGAGCAGCACUGAGCGUUAGAUUUGGAUAUCCUAGAUUGAAUAUCCUAGUAAAACUGUAAAACUCAAUUUGUAUUAUUAUGUAUGUAUUUGUUAAUAGAGGGCAGCUGUGUCUGUCAGCGUGAACGAAAGAGAGCGAACGAUCGCAGGGAGUGUAGAGUGUGUGUUAGAGCGAGCGAGAGAGCGAUAUCGAUAGCGAUAGCGAGUGUGUGUCUGUCUCUUUUUGUAUGUUUUUUUUAUUUUGAUUCGCCUCCCAAAGUGAACUUUUAAAAGUGUGUAGAACACUUGCCGACUGGUCCUUAGAAAUGCUAGACAUAUCAUAGCCGUAAUAGAGUAGUAAACACACACAUGCACAUGCACAAAUACGAAACCCACCCCCGAACACACACACACACACACUUACCGCUUAGGCAUAUACAUACAUACAUUUGUAAUUAAAGCUAAAGCAUAGAGAGAGAGCCAAGUUAUACCGACUAAGUGCAAGCAGCCGCAAAACUGUUAUACAGUCAUACAGUUAUACACACACACCACACACACACACGCACACAGGGCUGCGCUGAAAAAUAUACUAUAUACUAUUAAUAUUGUUAAAGUUCAACAUCCAAAAAGAAAUAUCGUCUCUGUGCAUUGUAAAUAUUUCAAAAGAACACAAAGAAAAACAAAACAAAAACAAAAAACACUUGUUGUUAUAAAUAAUAUAUAAUACGAAACGCUUUAAAUUCACAAUGUUUCCAAAAUAUAUACUUAUAUUUAAAUAUAAAUAUAUAUAGAUAUAAAAUAUAAAUAUACAAAUAUAUAUUUAUUUAUGUAUUUGUUGCUGCGCCUUCUAGACAUGUAUAUUUUUUACACUUAAUUAUCCCCAAAUAUCCUUUUCGGCACGCCACCAACCACUAAAUUUAUUGCAAGUAAUUUUUUUUAUAUAAUUUAUAUACAUAAUUAUAUAUAUAUAUAUACAAUAUAAACAAACAGAAAAUGCAAACCAAUUAUACAUUUUAAUUUUAUAUAUGUAUUUAUGUUUAAGCAAGAGAAAUAAACAAUCAACAAACGAAAA